AUGGCAAUUUCGACACGAUCUGGAUGUUUGACCUUGUUCGCCUACCUGUUCGUCUCCCUUCGACUUGUGUCCGCCCAGCGACCAGAGAGCGCUUCCGUCUGUGAUUACUACGCACAACAACGGUUUGGGACCAAUAGCAGCGAGUCGCAGUUACGGUUCAUGCAGAAUGUAGUAUGUCUUGCAUUCGAAGGAGGCUCUACUUUACCCAACAUAUCGUCAGACUUGACUGGGAUUCUCCGACCCGGAAAGUUCAAAGGCAACAACAUUGACUUGAUGCCGUACUUCAACGGAUCAAGAGCCUCUACCAAUGUUAACAAUGCCGCGAUCGGUAUCAACUGGUUGGAUCAGGGCGGGCCUGCACCGCUUGCUUCAUUUCUUGAAGGAGGCGACUCGCAAACUUUGGUUUUGGCCAAUACUUCGAAUCAAUAUCAUUUGUUCAGUAACUUCUUUGUCGCAUUCAGUCGAUCAUUUGGAUGUACCCUGCCGCCUCGACCGCCGCCCAACACCAACGGACCAAUAAGUCUAGCGUAUGCGCACAAGUUCAUGAACCUUGAGUAUAACCAGCUAGGCUACUUCAUCAGCCAGCUUGCUCUGGCAGCUCAGUACUUCGGAGUAUCGUCGCAAGAUGCCGGCUCGAUCGAAACAUCAUUAAAUACUCGUGUCAACAUUCGUUGUGCGCCAGCCACUUCUGCCAAUCCGCCCAUGCUGCUUAGUCUUUGCCAAAAUCCGACGUGUCCGCUGGCAGUGCCUAUAAGUGACUGCGCGGCAUAUAACAACCUGACCGCGGUUGGAGUCACUGACAGCAAACCUACCACCGUGGCAAGCAGUCUGCUUCCGACUUUGACGGCAUCAUCAAGCGGCACCAGUCAGUCUGGAUCUUCUAAUUCAGGUGUAGCAUCAUCGGAUUCCAGCGGGCUCAGCACCGGUGGCAUUGCAGGUGUCGCCGUCGGCGGUGCUGCCAUCCUCCUGAUCGCGGUUAUCGCAAUCUUCUUCUUCCGCCGCAAGCGAAGCCGGACCCCAUCACCGACAGCAACAAAUCCUGCUCCUGAAGCUACAUGGAACCAACAGGGGUUUGGCUCACCAACCAAUCACUCGAUUUCUUAUGGCCCUAAGGACCCACAUCAAUCUUACCUCUCGACUGGCGCCCCUCCAUCAGAAAUGGAUACGUCUGGCUACAUGAGUGCCAGCCCUCCACCAGCCAGUCCAGACCCUACGGCACAUAAUGCUUACAAAAGAUACUCUGAGCAACAAUAUCAACCGUACUCGCCGCCACCAGUAGAGAUGGAUACCUCACGGACGCCAGGAGCAGGAAUGGGCCAUGGACCCUUUGCACCACCUCCCAUUGCGAGUAGUCUGGAGUGGCAACAUUCGAGCCGCGAAUCCCCAGUCCCUGUGCACCAGCAGCACAGUUCCCAUCAGUCUUGA
Parastagonospora nodorum SN15 is the source of this 1425-nucleotide messenger RNA. RefSeq lists its product as hypothetical. Lineage: Eukaryota; Fungi; Ascomycota; Dothideomycetes; Pleosporales; Phaeosphaeriaceae. The record is from RefSeq and is a predicted model, not a curated record. The coding region runs from base 1 to 1425 and encodes 474 amino acids. The transcript has 2 exons.